GGAAACAACUUGUUGAUAAUUUAGGAUGACGUCGACAGCUUUGCGCAGCCGCAGCCCGGGAGGAGAAGAUGGUGCUUAUCAAGGAAUACCGUGUGAUCCUUCCGAUUUCUGUGCAAGAGUACCAAGUUGGCCAGUUGUUCACUGUAGCAGAGGCCAGUAAGAAUGAGACGGGGGGAGGAGAAGGCAUUGAGGUGCUAAUAAACGAACCCUACGAGGAGGAGGGGGAGAAGGGCCAGUAUACACACAAAGUCUACCAUCUAAAGAGUAAAGUCCCGGGCUGGCUGAGGUAUAUUGCACCAGAGGGAGCGUUAGUCUUUCACGAAAAAGCCUGGAAUGCCUAUCCAUACUGUCGCACCGUUAUAACGAACGAGUAUAUGAAAGACGACUUCCUGAUAAAGAUUGAGACGUGGCACAAACCUGACAUGGGAACCCUAGAAAAUGUCCAUGACUUGGAUGGUCCUACGUGGAAGACCGUUGAGGUGGUCCCCAUUGACAUCGCAGACAAAGAAGCUGUAGCCCACGGGGACUAUAAACCCGAGGAAGACCCAGCUCUGUUCAAAUCCACGAAGACGGGCAGAGGGCCUCUCUCACCAGAUUGGAAGAAUGAUCUUAUGAAUAAGCCGGACUGUCCUAAGAUGUGUGCCUACAAACUAGUCACUGUCAAGUUCAAAUGGUGGGGCCUCCAGACCAAAGUAGAGAACUUCAUCCACAAGCAAGAGAAGCGUAUCUUCACUAACUUCCAUCGCCAGUUGUUCUGUUGGAUUGACAACUGGGUGGAACUGACCAUGGCCGACAUCCGACGGAUGGAAGAGGAGACCAAGAAAGAGCUGGAAGAGCUGCGUAAGUCAGGUCAGGUUCGAGGCAUGAGUGCGGCUCACGAGCAGUGAGGUUGACCAACCAAACCCUUCUAUGAUGAUGACGUCACCAUGCCCACAGAGAAGAUGAAGUCAGCCGCUUUAUUUCCUGUCUCCCCUGAUUCAUAGGGGGGUUUGUCCUGAUUGGUCUACAGUACUGUAUCGAUCCCCAAUCACACGCCUCCUAUUCACACAGAAAAAGAACAGCGGUUUUGCAUUAAAUAAAAAAGAAAUAAAAACUUUGCACAGAAGGUAAAUUUAAAUUGCCUGUAAAUUGAAUUGGUAGUUGACUACAAGACUUUAUUUGUGUCCGGUGACACAGAAAGCCAAGCCUUUCGAACAGACUAGAAUGUUAUUUUACAGUUCUUGUAUGUAAUAACCCCACCCCCCGCCCCCCCAAAUUGGAAAACAAUUUAUCAAGCAGAUAUUGGACCAAUGUUUUUGUUUAAUAUUUUUUUCAAUGUCUCUUUUUCCCCCCCUGUGUGUUUUGUUCAUUGUUUGUUAUCCUGCCAUGGUUUUAGUUGAUUAAUAUGCUCGUUUCCCUCUGAAACUCCGGUCUGUAUAUAAACCCUUGUAGUUGUAGUGGUCAGCUCAAUUCCAGAAUGGUACCAUAUUCCAUGUAGUGCACUGCUUGUGUCCAGAGUGCUGCAUCUGAAUGUGGUGUUUGGGUGUAGAUGAAGCGCUUCAGCCCCCUGUCACUGUCCUUUCUGUCUGGCUGGUGGCUGGGGGGUGGCUGGUUGUUUGAUUUGACCCAGGCUCGUCCAUGCCUGUCGCUAUCUUGUGAAAUGUGUAAUGCUUCUGCAUGACUUGAUUAUUUGUUGCUAGCUUAGGCCGGGUUCCCACACACACUCACACUGCAUGUGCAGGCACCUCCGUACUUCCACUUAAGGUGAGUGCUGCAGCGAGAAGUUGGGGGGUGGGGGGGGUCUGUAAACAUGGCUACGGUGUGAGUGUUUUGUUUUGGUGGUCUCGCUGCUACCUGAUCCAGCCUGUUGUAAACUAGCCUAGUGUUGUGGCUGCAACUGGCCCUACUUUAACUCAGUCCUUUCAAGACCUCCAACCGAAAUUCCGAUUCAACGUCAGUUGGCCUUUUAAUGCAUUUCCUGAAUAGACAGAAUCGAAAUGGACUUGACCUCAACUGGUUUUAACUAAAGGGCUGGGCUGGGCUGUCCGUGGGCAAACAAGCUUCUAUUUUGCUAUACUGAUUAUACUGAGGAUCAUGUAGAGUGUGUAAUACAGUAAACGUUUUGGUAUAUCCCCCCUGGGCAAUUGUUCUGUCCAAGAAAGCGAAAAUCUGUUCUUUUAACUGAGAAAUUGUGAUUUGAGUGGUUUGGCAUACAUAUAUGAUUCCUGUUGUCGAGUGAUUUGUUGCUGUGUUAUUGCAUUACUCUGAUCAUGUUGUCAUUUCUAUGCGAAUGGUUUACGCUUUUAAACAUUAUCUUUUUAUUUUUGGCCCUCAGUGUUAGAAGAGUCCCUUUAUUUCAGAGCUGCUAGAUGGGCUGUAUCAAGUACCUGUAAUUCAGGUAUCCAUUGUACUCCGAUGGUCUAGAACAGGUAGAGAACGAAUCCCUCCUUGGUGCCCCUCUGCAUGUUAACCACAUCGAGGCGACAGCUGGAUUUUGGCACCUUUUUUAAAAUACUUUGACAUGUUUGAGAAACAUCCGAGUCCCUAUUCUGAGGGGGGACAGAAAGACACGGCCCUGGUGACCUAAGUCUAGAUAUCCUAUGGAAGCUAUUACUAGGUUAGUUGCACUACUCUACGGUUGACCUUCCUGUUAUUUCUUAUUGAUGGUUAGGAAGCAUGGUCAGGUUGUGACAACCUGUCUCUACUACUGUACUCCUAUAAAGGAAGUCCCUGUUCACUAUGUGGCCAACUGCUCCUGGCAGUACUGUGUAGUACAUAGGGUGUGUAUUAAGGUAUAUUGGUUGUGAUGCUCUUGUAAAGCUCAGUCAGAGCAUUGUGCUGUCCAGGGGCCUUCGUCCAUAUUUAAUCUAUUUUUCCGGGGAUCGCUAGGAUUAGCUUCCCCACUAAUAAUGGCUUUCAUCAGCACUCAUUUUUCUGCCCCUGUGAAUGUACAGUGUCUCUGUGGGAUAAUGCAUGUUUUUAAGUAAGCAAAGAAAAUAUUUUACAUUUACAGUGAAACGUUCUCCACUGUUAUUGGCAGCAGUAUUAACAGAUAAGGAAAUUUGAGGUGUCUAUAUCUACACUAUCUGAAAAUGUUCAUACAGUGUACUCCCAUUAUACUAUUCUAGAUGAACCCUUCUAGUGAGACACUGUUAAAAGUGAUAUGGAAAAAUUAUUUCUUUUUUUGUUUUUCUUGUCAUUUUAUUUUCAUGUUUUUAAUGUUUUGUCUUAGGUUUUAGCCAUUCCUUUUGGAUCUGUGUGUCAUUGUGUAUUGAGUGGGAGAGCUGCAGCAGGUGGUUUGACUCAUAACUGUCACAGGUGUGGUUUAGUCAUUCCUGGGGACGGCUCCCCGUGGGUUUGCUUUGUUCUGGCCCAGCACUAAUACAUCAUAUUCAAAUACUUCUCACCAAGCCACUGAUUUCAUGAAUAAUGUGCUACUGUUGUGCUGGAACAAAUGAGUAUCCCUCUGUGGAUCCCCCCCUCCCCAACCAUAUGGAUUGAAACACUGGCAUUAGGGACUGUCAUACUUUUGCUCUUGACAUCAUGAUGAAGCACUUGCUAAAUCUACUGUUUGAUUUUCUUUAAAAGAAAAAGAUUCAUGAUGCUUAAUGUCUCUAAGGUGAAAUUCAGGGGAAUUUAAUAGUGAAUGUAAAACAUUUUGUUUUAUCGUUUCACAGCUUCUAAGCUGUGACAAGGUCUAUAGACAAUGGAAUUUAACAAAAUAUCUAAUAAAACUGAACACAAAACUCAA
Esox lucius (northern pike) is the source of this 3730-nucleotide messenger RNA. It is a transcript of the gene pitpnb, whose product is annotated as phosphatidylinositol transfer protein, beta. The record is from RefSeq and is a predicted model, not a curated record. The transcript has 10 exons. Bases 69 to 887 code for a protein of 272 amino acids. Gene Ontology annotation, cellular component: cytoplasm. Gene Ontology annotation, biological process: phospholipid transport. Gene Ontology annotation, molecular function: phosphatidylinositol binding; phosphatidylinositol transfer activity; phosphatidylcholine intramembrane carrier activity. Lineage: Eukaryota; Metazoa; Chordata; Actinopteri; Esociformes; Esocidae.